GUGUGUGUGUGAGAGAGAGAGAGAGAGUACCUUGUGUGUGUGUGUGUGUGUGAAGCCGGGCUCCGCCGGCACAGCGGCUCCACAGUGAGGAUGGCGGCGGCGGCGGCGGCAGCAGCAACGUGCGGGCGAAGGCUAGCUCGGCGCUCCAGGUCUGCGGUGAUCGCGGCGCUCACUGUGCUCUUCGUGCAGACGCUGCUCGUGUGGAAUUUCAGCAGCUUGGACGGCGAUGAGCGGGGCGGCGGGGAGCAGCAGCGCACUAGCCGGCACGUCCGUGAGGCGCCCAGGAAGGGGCUGCCCUUCGCCGGCCAAGGACUGGAUGUACUUCUUUCACACAAGCCAAAGGAGAAAAACCGAAUUGACAGCAACAAUGAAAAUUCUGUCCCGAAAGACUUUGAAAAUAUCGAUAACAGUAAUUUUGGAUCAAGAACGCAAAAGCAAAAACUGCAAUCGGAAGUGAAAAGUAAGGGCGUGGUCGUGCAGAAGGCCAAGUAUGAGCGGUUGGCUAAAGCCAAGGACCAUUCAAUAUUGGCCAAGAACGGCAAUGAAGUCUUACCCCAGGCGCACUACAAGGCCAAGAAUGCCAGCAACCCCCAACUAAACUAUAAAACCGUGAGUCACUACAAAGGGGGGAUGAUUGGAAAAAGCUCUCAAGAGCUGCACUAUGAGCAGGCUCCGAGAUGUGAAAUUACAGGCAAGGAAGCCUUGUCGGCCCUCUCCAGGGCUAAAAACAAGCAAUGCCGCCAAGAAAUUGCUGAACUGUACUGUCUACAUAAAGAAGGGAAGUUAAUGCCGGAGAAGGUCCCUCGCUUGUGUCCACUGGAGGGGAAAGCAACCAAUACUAUUCAGGCAGAGGAUGAUUCCUUGGACACUCCCCCACCGAACCCAGUCAGAAUUGCCUUUGUGUUGGUUGUACAUGGUCGAGCCUCGCGGCAGUUGCAGCGCAUGUUCAAGGCGAUUUAUCACCAAAGCCACUACUACUACAUACACGUGGACAAGCGAUCAAACUACCUCCACCGGCAGGUGCUGCAGUAUGCGAGUCAGUAUCCAAAUGUGAGGGUCACUCCUUGGCGGAUGGCCACCAUCUGGGGCGGAGCAAGCCUGCUAACCAUGUACCUGCAGAGCAUGCGCGAUCUCCUGGAGAUGAAGGACUGGUCCUGGGACUUCUUCAUUAACCUGAGUGCUGCUGACUACCCCAUCAGAACUAACGAUCAACUGGUGGCUUUCUUAUCAAGAUACCGGAACAUGAACUUCCUGAAGUCUCAUGGAAGAGAUAAUGCAAGGUUCAUAAGAAAGCAGGGAUUGGACAGGAUUUUCUUUGAGUGUGACACGCACAUGUGGCGCCUCGGAGACAGGAAAAUCCCAGAAGGCAUCACUGUUGACGGUGGCUCAGACUGGUUUCUCCUCAACAGAAAAUUUGUAGAAUACGUCAACUAUUCAGAAGACGAACUGGUGACGCACAUGAAGCGGUUUUAUGCCUAUACACUGCUACCCGCUGAGUCCUUCUUCCACACGGUUUUGGAGAAUAGUCAUCUCUGCGGUACAAUGGUGGAUAACAAUCUGCGCAUUACCAACUGGAAUCGUAAGCUGGGCUGUAAGUGCCAAUACAAACACAUCGUGGACUGGUGUGGCUGCUCUCCUAAUGACUUCAAACCCCAAGACUUUCAUCGCUUCCAGCAAACUGCCAGACCAACCUUCUUUGCACGGAAGUUUGAGUCGGCGGUCAACCAAGAGAUCAUUGGGCAGCUGGACUUCUACCUCUUUGGCAACUACCCAGCUGGCACAACGGCCCUGAAGGCGUACUGGGAAAAUGCAUACGAUGAACCCGAUGGCAUCCACAGCAUCAGCGACACCUACCUGACCAUGUUUCACUCUUUCAGUCGCCUUGGCCUCAAGCGAGCAGAAUCUUCCUGGCAUGCCAAUGAGGAAAAUAAAUGCAGAUAUUAUGGCAUGGGUCACCCCGCUUCUGUUCAUCUCUACUUCUAUGCUGACCGGUUCCAAGGCUACUUAUUGAGGCACCAUGCAACAAACCUGGCCACCAGUAAACUGGAAACGCUGGAGACUUGGGUGAUGCCGAGGAAAAUGUUUAAAUUUUCUAAUCCCACGAGUGAUUUUGCACGACUACAGUUUGCUGAGGUUGGCACAGACUGGGAUGCUAAGGAAAGAAUUUUCCGGAACUACGGAGGGCUGAUUGGACCCAUGGACGAGCCGAUUGGCAUGCAGAAAUGGGGCAAAGGUCCCAACAUCACCGUCACUGUAGUCUGGAUCGACCCCAUUAACGUUAUUGCAGCAACCUAUGAUAUUCAGGUUGAUUCUGGAGCUGAGUUCACUCAUUACAAACCUCCGUUGAACUUGCCUCUGCGACCGGGCCUGUGGACAGUUAAAAUACUGCACCAUUGGGCACCCGUGGCUGAAACCAAGUUUCUGGUUGCACCUCUGACAUUCUCAAACAGGCAGCUGAUCAGAAAAGAAGAAGCACUUAAGUUGCACAAUGGGCCACCUAAGAAUGCCUACAUGGAACAAAGCUUUCAGGGCUUGAAUAACGCUCUGAAUAUCCACGUUACUCCGAGUCAAGCGGAACAGGCAAAGCGCAAUGCAGCUCUCAGCGGCUCACAGUUGGAGAACUGGGUGGAUCCCAUGGUGAACAGCUUGUGGUCAGCUGUGGACAUUUGUACCAUUGGUCCCACCUCUUGCCCAGUGAUGCAGACCUGCAGUCAAACAACCUGGAGCUCACAGAGUCCGGACCCCAAGUCAGAACUGGGUCCCAUCAAAGCCAAUGGCCGCUUGAGGUAGCACCUAGUGCACCCCCAAGUCAUUGUGAAAAUGCAAAUUUUCCUGAUAGUGGGAUCAAUUUCUGCAGUUGGGUCUCUCCUUUAGUUCUUAGCAACAGUUCCACGAUGUCUUCACAAAAUUGUGGCAAAGCUAGAGCAGUGCAUUUAAAACUGAAGACAGUGAUGUUCACAAAUGAAGUAUGUGUUAGCUGGGCUGGCAUGAUGAAAGAAACGAUCGUAUUAUCAUGUACGAAAAAGAUAGAAGGAAAUUUUCGCACUCUAUUUAUUUAAACAUUUUAGUCAGUGACUAAUGAGUAGAUGCUGCUUUUGCAGCUUGAUAUCUAUAUCCUACUAAUAAUCUGCCUUUAUUGAUAAAGGCAUAUGCCCUGACUUCCUAUCUUCUUUAACUGUACCUGAUCUAAAAGCCACAGAGGUCUUAAAGCUUCAGUCAACAGGACACUUUGAAUCGAGUGUAAUUGUUGCACCUACUGUAAGAGUGAAAGCCUGUCCUCCUAACAGGAUUACCACACUCUGCUGAAACAGGCUUUUCAGCACUGAAUAAUCCAAGUGUGUAACAGAUGAUCUGAGCAUUAUACUGCAGCCAGGACUGGGAAAUGGAUUCAGAACAUGGUCAUGUGUUAGCAUCCCCACAAUAACUAAUUUGAUUCACUCCUGCUGAGAGUUUUAGGGACCAUCACAAUUUUUCAAGGUAGCAAUUUGCCUAUACUUUUAAAAAUUAUUUUAUCAUACAUUCCUUCUACAGUUAUAGGUUUUUUACGACCUACGAUUUUUUAACAUGUUUUGCCAAGAAAAAAAAGUGAUUGGCACUGCACUUUCAUUGAAGAAGCACCAGAAUUGAGCAUAGCACCAGAAAUGCGAUUUUUAAUUCGGAAGUUUAAGGUGAAGGUACAGAAGUGUAUCUUCCAGUUAGCACUACAGAGGCUGUGGACUCUGUUUCCUUUUGGAAUAACACAGCCACAACUAUAUUGCAAGCUUAGCAGUAGCUGCUGAGGCAGAAUUAACCUAGAAAUAACCUGAAUUAACCUAACCAGCUCUUCAAUAGAUAGCUGAACUGAUAUCUUUUUAUUAACAUCUGAGAUACUUUUUAUCUCCUUCAAGCAUAGUUUGCAUAAUUGAGGCUCUUUGAUUGGAACUAUGGGCUGGAAUUGCUAAAUAUUGAGGAUUCCUGGUCUUUCAAACAUUCGGUAUAAGGUAUAUUAAUUUGAACCUGGCAAACUGCAUUACUGUCAAGGUGACCUUUCUAGCAAUAGGCAAUCUAGCACCAUGUCUGGUUUUUAAACUUCAUUUUAAUGGAACAAAUAAGCUAACUGCAAACGUAUCAAAUGAACCACAUCCCCAUUUUAACUUGACCUAUUAUUUGACGUAUGAGUGAAACAAUUAAUGUUACGCAGUUAGGUCAGUAGAGAGCGAGUUAUUUCCAUAAGCAACUCUAUUUCUUACUUUAUUUUCUCAGUGUCCUCCAGUCAAAAUCCAUGUAAGAUAAAGAAAGCAACAUAAAAGAAUGAAAAUGUAACCACAAAAAUGUAGUUCCUGAAGACAACAGCAGUUAUUAAAGCUGACUGAGGAUUAUAAAGGGUUUACAUCAUGUUGAAUCUCACAUUCUCCUAUAACAGCAGCUUUGUAACAAAGUCAACAUGAAGAAUUACUAUUGUGAAAGUGAAAAAUGGUGCUUUGGCACAGCUGGGCAGUGGGAGAAAGCUAAAGGUUCCUAAUUGGCAUUUACCUCAGUCUUCUUGAAGGGUGCCAGUUCAAACCUCUCUCUACCUUGCUUCUUGCUGGCUAAUCAAGUACAUUUCAGACAUCCUUGCACUUGUGUGAGUAUUCACCGUUGCUGGCUGUCACCCAUUCAGUCCAUUAAAACCAGGAAAAACCUGUGUGGGAGUGAGUGACCCUUUGGCUUAGACAGGUUAAUGCCUGAACCUCCCACCCAUUUAUUCCAGGUUUCCAUCCUCAUUAGUGCGAUCAUUACAUUCUUGAAGUUGAUGGUUCAUUUGUGGGUUGAGGAGCACUAUUCCAUUGCAGCACUUGAUGUCUUAGUCGAAACAAAGAACUGCAGAUGCUGGUUAAUACACAGCAGGACAUAAAAGUACUGGAGUGACUCAACAGUUCAGGCACAUUUCUGGAGGAAAUAAAUAGGUGAUGGUUUACGCAGAGACUCUUCUUCAGGUUCUUCUGAAGAAAGGUUUCAAUCUGAAAAGGUCACCAAUCCAUGUUCUCCAAAGAUGCUGCCUGGCCUGCUGAGUUACUCCAGCAUCUUAAAUCCCUUUGGUGUAGUAGUAAUCAGGUGAACUGACAACCCACCAGAUUGUUUCAAGAAUCUGAAUUGGAACAGGACUUGCUAAAUGCUUAGAAAAAGGAAUGUUUUUUAAUAUAUUAAUUGUACAUUAACAGGUCGAGAGGGUGGGAAACAGCGAUCGGGAUUGCAUUCCUCACUGAUCCAUUUCUCCCACAUUUGGUUCACAUUUUAUUAAUCUACAAAUAUUCUCUGUUAGCCGAUUUUUUAAAAACUGGCUUCCUCUUGUAAGAAUCAAUGUAUCUCAGCCCUGUGGGUGAAUGAUAACUAGAUCUGUGUAAGAGGUAUGGAGACAUACAGUGCUAUCUAUCUGUUUGCAUCGGCAGUGGUAACUUAAGCUGACAAAAGAAGACAUGUAUAUGUUAGAUAUGGGGGCAUGAUUAAUUUAUAGUUUGUUUGUAGCGAGGCUGAAAACAGCAAAUAAAUGUGAAAAGACUGGUGGGCAAUUCAUUUUGAUAUUUUGUGUCCUGCCCCUGCCACUCGAUCAUUUAAAAAAAUAGAAUUAUUUGAAAAUUUUGAUUUCUCAGCCUGUAAAGGGUUGAAUAGUGGCUGACUCGCUGUGUGCUGCUAAAUUCAUUAUGAAUGCAAACUAACUGACUGUAUUCCCCAAGGCUCGAUCUGCCCAGAUUCAGCCUUUGAAAUGUACACAGCAGGUACUCUUUUUCAAUUUGUUCAACUUAUCCAAAUGUACAAGUUAAAAGCAUAAAGUUGACGAGCAAAUUUCACGACUGAGUGAACAAAGUCUUCUGUGGGGGAGGGGAUUUGUGAAAUUGUUCCCCAGCUGUCCAUUAUCAAGUCUGUAUGCUGUAGACGCCCAUGCCUUCUCCCUUCCACAAGGAGGGGGCUCUAUCAUGGGUGCUACCUCACAUGUACAUGGGAGUUCAUUUUACCUGAUGUGAUAGAUAUUUAAAUUAUCUACUGAGCCUGUUUCACCUGAGCUGAAUGUAUCAUCUAUGCAAACUGAUCCGUGCCGUGAGAGCUCAUCAAAAUUGAAGAUAAACUUGCCAAAAAAACUGCAAGAUGCUGUACAGAUGUCUCUGAUAACAGAGCAAAUAUUCAGGUGCUGCUUCACUGCACCGUAUUUGUAAAUUGUCACAUAUUUUGUUCACUGAGCUUUGUUAGUCUCGUUUAGGUCAAUUUCUGUCCAAAGACCCUUAUGAAAGGGUCUUGGGGUUAUUAAAGCUACACUUGUUCAAUGUCAACAAAUGUGUGGAUGUCAGAUAGUUAGUGCUGGCUCUCCUUAUAAAUUGGUGAUCACACCCUCAUUUUAACAGAAGGAAAAUGACCAAGUGGAGUUUAAAAAUAUGACUGCUAUUUUGUUAAAGAUCCAAAUAUGCAUUAAAAGAAAUCUGUAAAGAAUUAUUUUAUAAACUGAACCUGUAAAUACAAUGAAAGAAGGACAAAUUCCAAUAUGCAGCAUAUUGAAAGAUGUAAAUAUUUUGUUAUUUAUUUAAAGUAAUAAAAUAUUUUAUGUUUAAAAAUACCUUUAAUUUGACCUUUUGAUCAAAGUUCUGAAAACCAGUACAAUUUCCUGUAUGUAGAAUUUUAUUCCGCAAAUAAUUGCACUAGCUGUUUUGCACCCACUUGCCCUCCUAUUAGCAGAGAGAAAAAGAAACACAGAAAUUGUGCCUUAGCUGCCUUCUGGUGUGAAGAAGUCUGCUUUUGUUUGACAAAGCAAGAUAUUGCAGAUUGUCAACAGUUGUAUUAAAUGCUGUAUCAUACCAAAAAAAAACUGCUGUUGUAAAUAGAUGCCUUCUGUCAUAUUGUGUUUUUGAUUGCAAAAUUUUAAAAUACAAAAAAAAUUGCGUCAUGCCUUUUACAGUAUCUUUACUUUCUUUGUUAUUACUGUGGCUGCAACGCACGGGACACAUGGCUUAAGAUCUCAACACACAAGAGUCUCAUUUAAUAUUUCAUUAAGUUACACUUCUUCACACGUAAGGUGAUUAAAAUCUGGAACUUCCCCCAAACGUUAUUAAGUGAAAAGUUUGCCAUUGAUUUCAUUUAGUUCCUUGUUAGCUUUAACCUUUUCACUGCUAAGAUUUAUUUCACUUGCAUACUCUGACCCAAGAACCAUGGCCAUUCAUUGCAGUUAAGGGGUAGCUGAGCCCACCGUAAUCCAGUUGAAUGAUGAAGAGGCUCAGAGAGUUGUAGGACCUGCUAUCUGUCCUACAUUCCUCCAAUGUUCAGACAUUAGUAACUUUUGCUACAGUUUCUUGGGCUCCGUGCAGUAAUGCAACCUAAUCUGGAACUGACAUUUUAAAUCUGUAGAUAAAGCAUUUAAAAUAGUUGCAAUUAAAUUAAUAUCUCCCUGAUAUUCAAUGCAGCAAGAAUUGGGUUUUAAGAUGUAUUGCACCAAUUUCUUUUUAAUAUCACUGUCUUCCUACAACUAUACCGAACAACUAUUUCCAUUGUAUUCACACACUCACAAUCACAAUAAUACUUUAUUAACCAAGUAUCUUUUGCAACAUAUGAGGAAUUACAUUUGCAAAGUCAGCCAUACAAAUAAAAAGCAACAGAACACACAAAAUAAAUUUUAACAUAAACAUCCACCACAGUGACUCCUACACAUUCCUCACUGUGAUGGAAGAUAAAAAAAGUUCAAAUAUCUUCCCUUUGCUCUCCCGCGGUCUGGGGCCUCGAGCCCUCCGUUGACAGGAUGAUCUUGACUCCUGUAGCACCGUUUUGGCCCUCCACAUCAAGGCGAUCAGUCUCUGCAUUGGGGGUAUGUCAGCUCCCCUGUGCCGGCGAUCAAACCCCAUGUCGGG
Messenger RNA from Leucoraja erinaceus (little skate), 7847 nucleotides. It is a transcript of the gene xylt1, whose product is annotated as xylosyltransferase I. Gene Ontology annotation, biological process: heparan sulfate proteoglycan biosynthetic process; chondroitin sulfate proteoglycan biosynthetic process. The record is from RefSeq and is a predicted model, not a curated record. The coding region runs from base 91 to 2790 and encodes 899 amino acids. Gene Ontology annotation, molecular function: protein xylosyltransferase activity. Gene Ontology annotation, cellular component: membrane. The transcript is spliced from 11 exons. NCBI's taxonomy places the organism in Eukaryota, Metazoa, Chordata, Chondrichthyes, Rajiformes, Rajidae.